Messenger RNA from Mycena indigotica, 1611 nucleotides. RefSeq lists its product as uncharacterized. Bases 1 to 1611 code for a protein of 536 amino acids. Gene Ontology annotation, molecular function: glucan endo-1,3-alpha-glucosidase activity. The transcript is spliced from 6 exons. The record is from RefSeq and is a predicted model, not a curated record. Gene Ontology annotation, biological process: mating projection tip cell wall disassembly. Lineage: Eukaryota; Fungi; Basidiomycota; Agaricomycetes; Agaricales; Mycenaceae.
AUGUUAUUGAGAGCGACCUUUGCGUUUGCGCUUCAUGCGUUGCACCUCGUAACCGCGAAUCCAUUGAAGAGGCAAAGCAGUCCAAAAGCUGUCUACGCCCAUUUCAUGGUUGGGAUCGUUGAGAACUUCAGUGUCGCAGACUGGGUGGGCGAAAUGCAAACAGCAAAAGCCAUCGGCAUCGAUGGUUUCGCGCUCAACUGCGCCCCUCCUCGUGUGGACAGCUACACACCUAAGCAACUUGCCAACGCCUAUGCUGCCGCUACCCAAGUUGGCGGCUUUACUGUCUUCCCAUCACUCGAUUUUGCGUACUGGAAUAAUGGUGACACUGGGACAAUCAUCCAACUUUUGCAAAAUUACUCGAGUCUCCCCUCCCAGGCAAGGUACAACGGCCGACCCAUCAUAAGCACGUUCGUUGGAGAGUACUUUGACUGGGCGGCAGUCAAGCCCACAGUCAACGUUUUCGCGAUCCCCAACUUGGAAGACCCCGCACAAGUCAAUUCGCUCAGCACGAGCUUUGACGGCGCAUUCAGUUGGUAUGCCUGGCCGACCGAUGGCGGCAAUAGCAUCAAGGUCGGACCGAUGGAUACCACAUGGGAUGACAAGUUUGUUACAAACUUGAGGAAUGCCGGGAAAGGCCAAAUAUACAUGAUGCCUGUCUCUCCCUGGUUCUCGACUCAUUUCAACAGCAAAAACUGGGUAUUUAUUGCCGAGCAACUUAUUACCGACCGCUGGCCUCAAGUCCUCUCAAUCAAGCCAGAGCUCGUGGAGCUUGUUACUUGGAAUGACUUUGGCGAAAGCCACUACAUCUCUGACUCUGAGCCAACACAUUCUGACGAUGGUUCUUCCGUCUGGGCCAAUGGAUACCCUCACGCUGGAUGGCGAAUUAUCACCCAAGCCUAUAUCGCCGCUUACAAAUCUGGUGCCUCUGCCCCUGUCGUCAACUCUGAUCAAUUGGUGUACUGGUACCGUGCCUUCCCCAAGAAUACCGUUUGUACAGGCGACACCCUUGGACCACCCAACGGAAUCAAUCUUCUCCAAGACUUAAUUUUCGUCACUACUCUGGUUACAUCCCCUGCGACCCUUACCGUCACCUCUGGCUCGUUUGCACCUGUAACGAUAAACGUUCCUGCGGGAGUGACGACGCAUAACUUUACUAUGGGAAUCGGCUCCCAAACCUUCGUUCUUUCCCGUAACGGUGUCCAACUCGCAGGAGGAGUCGGCGGCAUGCGUACCUCAAACACCUGCACAAUCUACAACUUUAACGCAUAUGUUGGCUCAUUUGGAACCGGGAGCACGAUUUCGACAAGCGCCACCGCUUCUUCCUCUACCCGUGUCAGCUCGAGCACAGUUGUCUCCUCGUCAACACGAGCCUCGUCGUCUGUAUCAUCUGCCUCUUCCAGCCGCAUCACUUCCCCGCCAGUCAGUUCAAGCUCGAGAACCAGCGCCAGUGCAAGCUCAAGCCAGACAUGCGGCACCGGAUGCACCAUCACCGCUUCGUCUCAAAUCUUCCCAACCAAUUGCCUGCAACCUGGGUGUGUCUGGCAAGGACCCGCUGGCCAAGGGACACCCGACCAUUGCGAUACUGGGGGGAAGCCGUCAUGUACUGCCUGA